ACAUCUGGCCGGCCGCCCUUCCGCUCUUAGCCGGGCAUAGAUUCCCGCUUCUUCCCUGGCGGGGACUCCGAUUCCCAUCGGCCGCGGCUGUCUGCUGGAAGGGAUAAUGGGAGAGGGGUCCCCAUCUCUGCCCUGGCCGAGGAACCUCCCCCUCCUUCGACCGAGCCGGUUUUGGCAGCGCUCCGCCGAGGGGCGGUGGGUUGCACGAGCGGAAGGGGGCGCGACCCCCUCCCCGAUUGGCUUCCGUCCCUAGUGGGGGGAGGAUGAUGGGAGUUGAGGUCCAGAAGGCGGGGGCUGGCCAGAGUAGCCGAUGAGCAGCAACUGGGGGAAAGGAAUAGGGGCCUCCCCUCGCAAAGGAAGACUGCUCUUGAACCGGGAGGCUCUCCAUAAAAGACAGUCCUAGCAAUCGGUGGAGGAGGAGAUUUGGAGGGGGGUGAGUGGCCCCUGGGGAGGUCCCCAAAUCUCCAGCCCCAGAUUUUGUGGCCUUGUGCAGUGGGAGAGUCUGGAAGGGGGACUGACCCCCACCCCCAAAAGAGGCUGCUUUGGAGAUCUAAGGAGCUGCAGAUUAACAGAUGCCCACCGACUUUUGCCACCUGACCACUGGCAUUUGGGGGUAGACACUGACUGACCCUGGAGAAUUCAUCCUGCCUUCCUAAGCCCAGGAGCUGUCCACAGCUCCCUCCAGCUCUGCAAAACCAGGAGAGAAUCUUGAACCCUCUUUUUAGAGGUCUCCAACUACAAUACCCAGAGUUCCCAGCAGCAGGGAAUGAGGAGGGCUGUUGUCUCAAAGUUCCUGAAGGGUGUCAGAGAGGUGUCACUCUUCUGCGUUUUUCUGUUGCCUUUCCUGCAUGACAUGUCUUGUGGCAAGGAGUUCCGCUGAUGAAUAUGCAACCAAUGGGGAUCCCUGUCCUGCCCCUGGCUGAACGGUGCAUCCCCAUUUGUUCUUUACCAGAGAGGCCCCCUCCUUAUGCCAUCUCCUGAAACCCAUAUGUGUAUGUGUAGGUUUGUGGCUAAGCAGAAACCGAGAAUUUGCCCUAGCUUGUGUGUUGUGUAUUUGUUUCAAAAUGAGGCACAGGCCAAUGGACUGGAAAGCCCCUCUUUCAAAGUUCUUGUGUGUGUGUGUGUGUGUGUUCGGCCAGCUACUUGCUCUAAGCCUCACCAUCCCCAACUGCAUCCAAGCCCCCCUUGAUUGUCAGGGCCCUCCGGAGGGAUUGGGACUACAUAUCCCAGGCUUCUUAUCCAGUUGGGGGACUGUGGGAUUCAUAGGCUGCUGUCGUCAUGAAAUAUUAGACUGGGGUGUCCAAUCUUGGCAACUUUAGAACUUGUGGACUUCGGCUCCCAGAAUUCCCCAGUCAGUCAUGCCUGUUUAUUUUUCUCCCACUUCCUGGAGCGGAGAGAUUGCAGAGGAAGGGAGCAUAAAAGAGUAAGCAGGCAUGCAAUGGGGAUACAGACCAAAAGGAACGUGUUAUCGCCAGGGAAUCCUGGGAGCUGAAGUGCACAAAUCUUAAAGCUGACAAAAUUGGACACCUCUGUGCUAGAAAGAUUGGCUUUGAACCAAACAUCAGAAAACAAGAAAACUGCAAGUAAAAAAAUAAAAACAAACAAAUAGCAAACCCAAAAUUUACACGAGAGAAAUAGAUACAAAGACUAAGCUUGCAGUGACACGUGGGAUUAAAUGAAACAGAGAUAAGAUUUAGAACUGGGAGGGGAGAGAAUUUUUAAUUUUUUCCAAAUGCUUCCCCCCCCCCUUUAUGGGAAGCUAAUUACUGUGCACCGAGGGACCACAACAAAGAACGCCGUGGCGCCUAGAAGACCGGUGCGCGGACGUCCCAGCACCCACUUUGGGGACUGCGGGAAAAACAGGGCUGUGAAUUAGCAAGGCCUUUAUAAAUAUUUGGGUCUCUUGGGGGGGGAGCUCUUUGCCACUGGAGUGCAAAUGCAAAGGGGUCCUCUAGUCCGGAAGCCAGAGACCCAUUUCAGUCAAUCAGAAUAGAGCUGGAAGGGACCUCAGAGGUCCUCUAGUCCAACCCCCUGCCCAAGCCGGAGACCCUAGACCAUUUCAAUCAAUCAAUCAGAAUAGAGCUGGAUUAAUUUUAAUUUUCCUUACGCAAUCUAAUGCUAACAUCUUUGUGACUGGAGAUCUUAUGCUACGCCUGACCUCUUUGUCGCUGAAGAGGAAAGGUUUGGGGUAUAAAUAUGUAUAUAUAUUUAUAUAUAUAAAUACAUAUAUAUUUAUGUUCAGCAUCUCCCUCCAUGUUCUCAUGAUGUAAACAAAGGCAGAGACGCAGCAUCUGGCUUGGAUCAGGGAACUACGAUCAAUUUCCCCGAUGUUUAAUCAUCAUUAAAUUGCAAUAGCAGCUGGCUGAGCCUGUCUGGGGAAGAGGCUGGCCGUCCGAGAUUAAACGUGUUUUUGCAAAAUUUACAACCAGAGGCCCAAAAUCAGCAGUUGCAGCGUCCCAGGCUCACGGGAUGGCCACUGGCGACCUUAACGUCUCUCUUAACAACCAUGGGCAAAAAUGUUGUCAAAUCGGGCGCAGGGAUGACCCACUUAACAGCUGCCUGGCUUAGGGACGGAAUUUAGGACUAGCCAUAUCUCAGCCGUCAGGAUCUGCUUGGCCGUCAUUCCCCGGGGACCCUGCACGGUCCAUCAUGGAGAAUGAACAGAUCCAGACUCCGCCGCCGCUCAGCAACCCGGGGGCCACGAACACCAGCACCACCACCACGGCCCCCAGCAACAGCAGCAGCACUGGUGGGCGCCAGACGGGCCCCCCCAUCUCCGUGUACAGCGGGAUCCCCGACCGCCAGACCGUCCAGGUGAUCCAGCAGGCUUUGCACCGGCAACCCAACACAGCCGCACAAUACUUGCAGCAGAUGUACGCCGCCCAGCAGCAGCACCUGAUGCUGCAGACGGCAGCGCUCCAGCAGCAACACCUGGGGAGCAGCCAGCUGCAGAGCCUGGCCGCCAUCCAACAGGCAAGCAUGGCAGCCAAUCGGCAGGGCGUCUCCUCCGCUUCCAACGGGGCCACCCAGAACCCCCCUCAGCAGCCCACGAUCAACUUGGCCACCUCCCCUGCAGCGGCCCAGCUCAUCAACCGGGCGCAGAGUGCGAAUUCUGCGGCCGCCACCGCCUCGGGCAUCGCCCAGCAAGCCGUCCUUUUGGGCAACACCAGCAAUCCGACCUUGAGUGCGAGCCAGGCGCAAAUGUAUCUCCGGGCGCAGAUGCUCAUCUUCACCCCCACCGUCGCCACCGUCCAACCCGAGGGGACCAGCAACGGCAUGCAGCCCCCCACCACCUCCGCACCCCAGGUGCAGAAUCCGGCCCUCCGGACGCAGCAAGCGGUCAGCCAGGUGCUCGGCUCCACUGCCAGCCAGCAGCAGCCCCCCUUGGCUAUCAAGCCCGCCCCCAAUAACCACGGUGGCCAUUCCUGCCCGGCCAGCCCAGCUGCCCAGCUGAAGGGCGCCAAGGAAGGCGGGGCUGAGCUGCUUCCCGAGCACCUGAGGAAGGGCGAAGGGGGCGGGGCAGGCGGCAGCGGCGGGACAGCGGCCCCCUUGGACGGACGAGGCAGCGGCCCCAGCCGGACGGCCCCCCCCGCCCCCACCCACCCCCCGAUUGCCCCAGCCUACCCCCCAGCCCAGACUCAGUCGCAACCGCAGCAGCAGACUCAGCCCAAGCCCCUCCCACACCAGUUUGUGAUCCAGCAGCAGCUCCAGCCCAACCCCCCCCACCUGCCGGCCUUCAACGCCCCCGGCCCCAGCGCCCCCCCGGCCCCCCUGCCAGCCUGUCGGUCUCCCCCCCAGCACAAGCCGAACUCCAGCCAGACGUCGCCACGGCCCCCCGGCCCUCCUGCCCUGGGGCUGCAGCGGACAGACCGACGUCCCGCCGGGUGUCCGAACCACACAACUCAGCACAAGUUCCAGCACACCUCCGCGGUCAUCCUCCAGCUGCAGCCGCCCGUUGGGACGCUGCCCAUGGAGGGUCCCCGGAAAGACCCCGUCCCGGCUCUUCUCUCCCCUGAGGCUGCCUGCCUGUCUCCAUCAUCCCCUCCCAAAGCACCGGCUUCCGAGGGUACCGGACCCCCGCCACACGAGGCGACCCCCGGCAGCGUUCGCACGCCCCCAGACCCCAGCAGCCCCGGCAUGACAUCAGGAAACGGCAGUGCUGCCUCCACCGUUCCCAGCGCCGUGCCCCAAAACGGGGAGAACAAGCUGCCCCCCCAAGCGGUCGUGAAGCCCCAAAUCUUGACUCAUCUGAUCGAGGGGUUUGUGAUCCAGGAAGGGGCCGAACCGUUCCCGGUGGGCCGCUCCUCGCUGCUGGUGGGGAACUUGAAAAAGAAGUAUGCGCAGGCGGUUCUGGCAGAGAAGCCCCCGCUGCAAGAGACCACCACCACCACCGACUCCGAGAUGGAAGACCCUUACUUGCAAGAAUCCAAAGACGAGCCAUCCCCCCCGAAGUUGAAAUGCGAGCUGUGCGGCCGCCUCGAUUUUGCGUACAAAUUCAAGCGUUCGAAGCGCUUCUGUUCCAUGGCGUGUGCAAAGAGGUAUAACGUGGGUUGCACCAAGCGAGUGGGACUCUUCCAUCCGGACCGCAGCAAGCACCAGAAACCGAACACGCCUCCGCACUGUCGACGCCGACCCUGCAAGGGAGCCCUUCCCCCGCUCACUAAAGAAAGCAAAAAGACGGCACCGGCCUCCUUGCCACCCAGUUCAGCACCCAUGGCGAUACCCAGCUCUCUCCAGCUCGGCCGCGGACAAGAGGACUCCAGCCGUUGCUCGGACAACUCCAGCUACGAGGAGCCUCUUUCCCCUAUCUCGGCCAGCUCCUCCGCCUCCCGCCGGCGCCAGGGUGAGCGAGACAUGGAACUGCCAGAUGUCCACCUCCGGGACCUGGUGGGCAUGGAACGCCACUUCCUGCGCAGCGAGCCCACGAAGUGGAACGUGGAGGACGUCUACGAAUUCAUCCACUCCCUACCCGGCUGCCAGGAGAUCGCUGAUGAAUUCCGCGCCCAGGAGAUCGAUGGCCAGGCGCUGCUGCUGCUGAAGGAGGACCACCUCAUGAGCGCCAUGAACAUCAAGUUGGGGCCUGCCUUGAAGAUUUAUGCCCGUAUCUGCAUGUUGAAGGACUCUUAGGAGCCGGGGCUGGUGCUGGGCCGUGAUGGAUGGACGAUCAGCUUGGGGACGGGAGGGGAGAGCUCAGGUGGAUUCGGCCGUGGGGCCAACACUCCCUUUUCUCACCAGGUAACUUGAGCACAAAGAGCCCCCACUGACGGAGGGGAUGGGGAGAAGAGACAGACCCCGUCUUGGUGGUCCGAUGCCCUGAGGGCAGGUCCAUGGGGCCGUGUACAUAUGAAGAUGACGACAUAGUAGUCCGUAGCUUCCCUGUGGAGAACCCCAGGAGGGGAGGAAAGUGGAACUCUUUGGGCAGAGAAGGGAGGGGGCCACCAGGCCCUCUACGGCUCCAGCCGCCCACCUCCUUUGCAUUGGAAAAAGCCUCUUUGGAACCUCAAAGCCAAACAGGACCGUUGCCUUAAACUUUUGAGUAGGUAUGUGUGUGUGUGUGUGUGUGAUAUUGGUGCCACAUAGUGCACUUUCCCAUCUCUCUGGCUCCACCCAGCUCCCUGCAGCUCUUUCGGGCUCAUUGGGGCCCACCUCAAAACAGCACCUGGACAAAGCUGCCCUCCUCGUUGGUAUGCAUCCUUCUUUUCCGCCGUCCAUCCUUUUUUUUGCCCCCCCCCCCGUUUGAAAUUGGGAGUGGCCAGGUUGGAGCCACAACCAUGGGCUAUCCUGGGCUCUCCCCUUCUAAACAUCUGUGAUUCCACAGACCGAGACCAGUUCCCCAGCUGCCUUAAGAAACAUUUUGAGUUUGUUGCAGGUAUCAGUUCACACACAUCCCAUUUGAAAAAAAAUUAAUCCACCAAGGGAGGGGCAGGAGGGGCUGGUUUUCUCUCUGGAAGACGGGGCAGGCCUCAGGGGUGUCAGGAGUGGGUGGGUGGGUUCGCCUUGGGCAAUCAGGGACGGAAAGAGAGGCAAGCGGGAGUGCAGCUGAGCUGUAUCCCUCUGUGGUCGCCAGUUUGCAAUGCCUCAUUUUCCCGUGUGCUGGACACUCACCAAAGCCUUCUGGGCUGCGAGAAAAGGACUUUCUACUGUUUCUUCCAUCUCCUGGUUUUUAAUAAACAUCUUUGGGAAAAAAA
Molecule: messenger RNA, 6188 nt
Organism: Crotalus tigris (Tiger rattlesnake)
Lineage: Eukaryota; Metazoa; Chordata; Lepidosauria; Squamata; Viperidae
Gene: PHC2
Product: polyhomeotic homolog 2
Exons: 15
Coding region: 2650-5127 (825 amino acids)
Cellular component (GO): nucleus; PRC1 complex
Molecular function (GO): protein binding; zinc ion binding
Source: RefSeq, a predicted model, not a curated record